GAUCAUGGUGUUGAAUUUGCUCAACCUUUACACCCUGAUUUUCGCGUUGUUCGGGAAAAUUGGCGCCAUGACUCACGAGCUGGAGCUGCUGCGCGGCAACCUGAGCACGACGGCGGCGCCCUCCACCACCCUGGCGCCCGACCCCUCGCGCGCCGCCGCCCCCGCCUCCUCCGUCGGCCCCGCCUCCAGCGCCUCCACGCCGGGCGAGCUCUGCGAGAGGGA
Molecule: messenger RNA, 222 nt
Organism: Gryllus bimaculatus (two-spotted cricket)
Lineage: Eukaryota; Metazoa; Arthropoda; Insecta; Orthoptera; Gryllidae
Source: the annotation of a GenBank genome assembly